Molecule: messenger RNA, 1405 nt
Organism: Fundulus heteroclitus (mummichog)
Lineage: Eukaryota; Metazoa; Chordata; Actinopteri; Cyprinodontiformes; Fundulidae
Gene: cnot8
Product: CCR4-NOT transcription complex, subunit 8
Exons: 7
Coding region: 220-1077 (285 amino acids)
Cellular component (GO): CCR4-NOT core complex; P-body; CCR4-NOT complex
Molecular function (GO): poly(A)-specific ribonuclease activity; nucleic acid binding
Source: RefSeq, a predicted model, not a curated record
UACGGCAGGAGGCGCUGCUGUGCGUUUUUGCAGCCGAAGAGGUGAAGCAGGUGAAAAAACGAAUAAGAAAGUACAACCAUCAACUAGCUUGAUAGGGUUCGACCGAAGAAAAUAGGAGAAUUGUUUCUCUUUUUUUUUUUUUUUAUCGGAUUUCCUCUUCACCUCCCACCGAUCGCUGUAGGACUGCCGGGAUUUUAGCUUUUCCUCCGACCCGCCAACAUGCCAGCUGCACUUGCUGAUUCCAGCCAGAUCAUCUGUGAAGUCUGGGCGAGCAACGUGGAAGAAGAAAUGAGGAAGAUCAGACAGAUUAUCCAAAGCUACAACUACGUUGCCAUGGACACGGAGUUCCCCGGCGUCGUGGUGCGGCCAAUCGGAGAGUUUCGCAGCACGGUGGACUACCAGUACCAGCUGCUGAGGUGCAACGUGGACCUCCUGAAGAUCAUCCAGCUGGGACUCACGUUCAUGAACGAGGAUGGCGACUAUCCUCCAGGCAUGACCACGUGGCAGUUUAACUUCAAAUUCAACCUCACAGAAGACAUGUAUUCACAGGACUCCAUAGACCUGCUGCAGAACUCUGGCCUCCAGUUCAAAAAGCACGAAGAAGAAGGAAUCGACACGCUGUACUUUGCUGAGCUCCUCAUGACGUCGGGCUUGGUGCUCUGUGAAAACGUGAAGUGGCUCUCCUUCCACAGCGGCUAUGACUUCGGCUAUCUGGUGAAGCUUCUGACGGACGCUCGGCUUCCCGAGGAGGAGCACGACUUCUUUCAGAUCCUCAACUUGUUUUUUCCUGCAAUCUACGACGUCAAGUACCUAAUGAAGAGCUGCAAAAGCCUCAAGGGAGGUUUACAGGAAGUAGCCGACCAGUUGGAGCUGAAGAGGAUCGGGCGACAGCAUCAGGCCGGAUCCGACUCGCUGCUCACAGGGAUGGCCUUCUUCAGGAUGAAAGAGCUUUUCUUUGAAGACCACAUCGACGACGCCAAGUACUGCGGGAGGCUGUACGGCCUCGGCUCCGGGUCCAGCCAGCCCCAGAACGGGCUCUCCGGCUCGGGGCAGGAUGAGGCCAACAACAAACACUGAGCGGCCGCUCGGCUUUUUAAAAGGACCCACCGGCAGCUUCCUGCCCUCGCGUUCUCCAACAAGACUCGUCUAAAACAUAUCCGAGCGACUCUUUGGGUGGACUCACAGCGGGAGCAGAUGCUCCAGCGGCUGGCUCGGUUCUUCCCGCGUCGCGUCUUAAACCGGGCCAAACGAGUCCGAUGGAUUUUUUUAAAACAUGUUUGUUUUUACAGCGUGGGACCAGCUCCUAAACACCUGGGAUUUUAGAGACUUCUCAGUUCUGAUCUUUAUCAGACAGAUCCCCCACCCCCCCUUUUUUUUUUUCUUUUGUCUUUACCCCUACAUGGAU